AUGGCACUCUCUGUGCGUACAGGGGGAGGAUCCCGGCAAUUUUCUUCUCGGAGUGCACUGGGUGGGGGAUCCAUUAGACUGUUCAAUUCCAGUGGUGGAGGAAGCUUUGGUAGUAGUGGAUUUGGUUUUGGUGGAGGAUCUAGUGGAGGCUUUGGUGUUGCUUCCUUGCUUGGAUCGAGUUCUGGCUUUAGCGGCGGCUUUGGUAGUGGCUCUGGUGGUGGCUUGGGCAGUGGCUUUGGUGGAGGCUUUGGUGGUGGAUCAGGUUCUGGGUUUGGAGGUGGUGUAGGCAAUAGCUUUGGUGGAGGUUUUGGUGGUGGCUCAGGUGCUGGGUUUGGAGGUGGCCUAGGCAAUGCCUUUGGUGGAGGUUUUGGUGGUGGCUCAGGUGCUGGGUUUGGAAGUGGUUUUGGUGCUGGUGGCGGUAGCGGGGAUGGCGGCCUUCUUUCUGGCACAAAAAAGGAAACCAUGCAAAACCUGAAUGACCGUCUGGCUGCCUACUUGGACAAAGUACGUUCUCUGGAAGAAGCCAACACUGAGCUGGAGCACAAAAUCAGAGAGUGGUAUGAGAAAAAUGGCCCUGGUGCUGGCAGCCUUGGAGCAGGGAAUGAUUACAGUAAAUACUAUCCAAUAAUUGAAGAUCUUAGAAACAAGAUAAUUAAUGCAACCAUUGACAAUGCCAGAAUCGUCUUGCAGAUUGAUAAUGCCAGACUGGCUGCUGAUGACUUCAGACUGAAAUAUGAGAAUGAAGUGGCCCUUCGCCAAAGUGUGGAGGCUGACAUCAAUGGCCUGCGCAGAGUGCUUGAUGAGCUGACCUUGACCAGAGCUGAUCUGGAGAUGCAGAUUGAAAGUUUGAAUGAAGAACUGGCUUAUCUCAAAAAGAACCAUGAAGAGGAGCUUCAAGGUUUCCAAGGUAAUGCUACUGGCCAAGUCAGUGUUGAAAUGGAUGCAGCUCCAGGAAUUGAUUUGACCAAGCUUUUGAAUGACAUGCGAGGACAAUAUGAAGCUAUUGCUGAACAAAAUCGUAAAGAUGCUGAAGCAUGGUUCAAUGAAAAAAGUGGAGAACUCAAAAAGGAAAUCUCCACCAACACUGAACAGCUUCAAUCAGGAAGAAGUGAAAUCACAGAUCUAAAGCGCACUCUUCAGAGCCUGGAAAUUGAACUACAAUCUCAACUUGCCAUGAAAAAAUCUCUUGAAGACACCUUGGCAGAAACAGAAGCAGGUUACUGUACUCAGCUUUCACAAAUGCAGCUUCAGAUUGGGAAUCUGGAAAACCAGCUCUUCCAGGUCAGGGCUGACAUGGAACGCCAAAAUGCAGAAUAUCAGCAACUUCUAGACAUCAAGACUCGGCUGGAAAUGGAGAUUGAGACCUACCGUCGUCUGCUAGAUGGAGAAUUUGGAACUGGGGGACAAGGACUUUCAUUUGAAAGCUCAUCUUUGACAGGCUCCAAAUCACAAACUCAAUCACUAGAUUCUUCUCAAGAUCCAACAAAAACUAGAAAGAUCAAGACAAUUGUUGAAGAAGUGGUGGAUGGUAAAGUUGUCUCAUCCCAGGUUAAGGAAUUUGAAGAGAAGAUGUAAGCAACAGCCUGGUACUGCAAAGGAUCUAUUCAUUCAGUUUCUUCUUUAAGAAGCAUUAAUGAAAAGAUACAACUUGGAAUCUCUGUUCUUUUGGUUGAGGUGAUAAGUACAUUGAAUCUUCUUUUCUUUUCAUUUUACUAAGAUUCUGUUCCA
Alligator sinensis (Chinese alligator) is the source of this 1728-nucleotide messenger RNA. RefSeq names its product keratin, type I cytoskeletal 12. The transcript has 8 exons. Bases 1 to 1575 code for a protein of 524 amino acids. Gene Ontology annotation, molecular function: structural molecule activity. NCBI's taxonomy places the organism in Eukaryota, Metazoa, Chordata, Crocodylia, Alligatoridae. The record is from RefSeq and is a predicted model, not a curated record.